This is a messenger RNA of Musca vetustissima, 1665 nucleotides long. RefSeq names its product UNC93-like protein. Gene Ontology annotation, biological process: regulation of muscle contraction; regulation of potassium ion transport. Gene Ontology annotation, molecular function: potassium channel regulator activity. The record is from RefSeq and is a predicted model, not a curated record. Gene Ontology annotation, cellular component: striated muscle dense body; plasma membrane. The transcript is spliced from 6 exons. Bases 46 to 1662 code for a protein of 538 amino acids. Lineage: Eukaryota; Metazoa; Arthropoda; Insecta; Diptera; Muscidae.
AAUAAACAAACACACACAAACAAACAAACAAACAAAUCAAACAAAAUGACUGGGUUUACCAACUCUGGAUUUGAAAACGAUGAACCUGUGAAGCCAAAACCAGGUUUCGAACCGGACACAGCAUCGCUGAGAGAGAAAGUUAUAUUGAAUCCUGCUGAAAAAUGGCGUAUAUUGAAAAAUAUUGGCAUUAUAUCGUUAGCCUUUAUGGUGCAAUUUACAGCGUUUCAGGGUACAGCUAACUUACAGUCAUCGAUAAAUGCCACCGAUGGUCUCGGUACCAUAUCAUUGAGUUCUAUAUAUGCCGCCUUGGUGGUAUCCUGCAUCUUCCUGCCCACAUUAAUUAUUCGUAAGCUAACUGUAAAAUGGACCUUGGUCUUCAGUAUGUUGUGCUAUGCCCCCUACAUUGCCUUCCAGUUGUUCCCAAGAUUUUACACAUUGGUUCCUGCUGGUAUUCUAGUCGGUUUGGGUGCCGCACCUAUGUGGGCAUCCAAGGCCACCUAUCUAACACAAGUCGGUCAGGUUUAUGCGAAAAUAACGGAACAGGCGAUUGAUGCUAUUAUUGUACGAUUCUUUGGCUUCUUCUUUUUGGCCUGGCAAACAGCUGAAUUGUGGGGCAAUUUAAUUUCGAGUCUUGUGCUCUCUAGCGGCGCUCACGGUAGCGGUGGUAGCAGCGAUAACAGCUCCAUCAUUUCGGAAGAAGACCUACAAUACUGCGGCGCCAAUUUUUGCGUUCAUGGCAGCAAUGGACAUUCCAAUUUGGAACGUCCACCAGACCAUGAAAUUUUCGAAAUCAGCAUGAUCUAUUUGUCAUGUAUUAUUGCCGCCGUUGCUAUUAUAGCCUUCUUCUUGGAUCCGCUAAAACGUUAUGGUGAAAAACGUAAGGGCUCCCAAUCGGCUCAGGAAUUGUCCGGCAUGGAGUUGUUGUCGGCGACAUUCCGUCAAAUGAAGAAACCCAAUCAACAGCUGUUGAUUCCCAUUACCGUUUUCAUUGGCAUGGAACAGGCUUUCAUCGGUGCCGAUUUUACACAGGCUUAUGUCUCCUGCGCUCUGGGUAUCCAUCAAAUUGGUUUCGUUAUGAUUUGCUUUGGUGUCGUCAAUGCCAUCUGUUCGAUUUUGUUCGGUUCGGUGAUGAAAUAUAUUGGCCGUACUCCGAUUAUUGUUUUGGGUGCUAUCGUUCAUUUCACUUUGAUUACAAUUGAAUUGUUCUGGCGUCCCAGUCCGGAUAAUCCUUUGAUCUUCUAUGCCAUGUCUGGCUUGUGGGGUGUUGGUGAUGCCGUGUGGCAGACACAAAUUAAUGGCCUCUAUGGUCUGUUGUUCCGUCGCAACAAGGAAGCUGCCUUCUCCAAUUAUCGUUUGUGGGAAUCGGCUGGUUUUGUCAUUGCCUAUGCCUAUGCCACAACAUUGUGUGCCCGCAUGAAGUUGUACAUUUUGUUGGCUGUUUUGACUUUGGGUUGCAUCGGUUAUGUGAUCGUUGAAAUCUUGUACAGAAGAAAGCAACGCAAGAUCAAGAAGCAAGAAAAGGCUGAGGCUGCCGAAAAGGAGAAGGAGGCAGCUGCCGCCAAGGCUGCGGCCGAAUCGAAUGUUAAUGGCACACCGGAAGUGGAGGAAACCGACGAUGAAUUGGAUGAUCUCGAAGAAGAUAUUGUAGUAACACAUUUCUAAGUU